This is a messenger RNA of Seminavis robusta, 1506 nucleotides long. Lineage: Eukaryota; Bacillariophyta; Bacillariophyceae; Naviculales; Naviculaceae. The record is from the annotation of a GenBank genome assembly.
AUGUCCACAGGAGGAGAAGCAAAGAAAGAGAAAGAGCGCGAACCCACCACACCUCUCAGUUUUGAUGCCAGAGCGAAAGAGUUCCAAAAUGCGCAAACCCUGCCCAUUGUGGUAGCUUGUCGUGGCUUGGAAGCUUUGGUCAAUGCCUUGUACAACCAAAUUCAGUAUUACCAUGGGGAUCCGUGGUCGAAAUCAGCUAGCCAAGUGAGUGAAAAUCAAACGGCAGAUAUACCAAGUCCAUCGAAGAAGGCGAAGAGCGCAGGAGAAACAAUUCCAUGGGAGAUGGACUUCGAUUCAGGGAAAGCCACCAAGAACACUGAAACACAGCUCACGAAGAUGUGGGGUAGCUUGCUCGAUGAGAAUCUAUCGACUAGACAAGCCACAAGAAAGUCGACCCGACUAACGGGGGCACCACAGACUUCAUCACAACCGGAAAGUCAAGUCUCAAUGGGUAAUUCCACGGCGACUUCAGCAGAUUCUCAACCAUUCUCCCAGGGCUCAGCAAUGGGCGAAGAAUUUGGAGGGAAGACUGUGCGGGAAGCCCUAGACUACCUGAGAGAAAAACGUGAUCAAGCAAAUGGUGACUUUGAGAUCAAAUAUACACAAUGGGUAGUGAACCGUCUCCUUGCCGCUGCACUGCCUAGCUUUCAAGAGCUGGCAAAGCGACCAGAAAAUAGGUUGUGGUUAUCUCCUCUAGUGAAGAUGCAAGAAAAGAUCACUAUUGGUUUCUAUGCGGAAACAGAGCAUUCAAAGAAAGCAAGUGUGCGAUGUCCUGGUUUCUCUCAGCGGAAAACAAAGAAAAGGGAUGCACUGUCAGAACUGACGAGAGAUUAUGUUCAGAAACUCCGUGCCGUCGACAUACUUGGGCCGCAAAUUGGAUAUGGCGUAGUUACGGAUGGAAUUGAGUGGUUUUUUGUCAAAAUCGAGGCAAAGAGGGAAGACCGCAGUAGGGAAGUAGCUUCGUUCUUGGUUUAUGAGUCGAAAACAGUGAAUAUCUACGAUGGCAAUGACUACGAUUUCCAAGAGUUGGCCAAGUUUCUCAUUUUCACAUUCACUAAGAGCAUUGUAGAGUCGAAACUUUCGAAAUCGCCUUUCGUCAAUAUCCAAGAUGAGGAUGACAAGGAAUUGUUGGAGAAUAUUCAGUUCGACAAUACUCGUGGCUUCAAAAUCACCAGGAUUCUUGCAACGCAACGCUUCUUUGUGGCAAAAGCAACAAGCAGUGAACAGAAAGAAGUUGUCAUGAAGAUCAUUUACAAACAAGCAGGAAUCCGUGCCAAGCGAAUGCUGGUCGAGCUUGACAACCUACGAAGCCUCAAAGACUGUCCAGCUGUUGUCCGCUUGGCUGCAGGAUAUGGUGAUGAUCAACCCAUCGUUCCACCAUUCUUGGUACUUGAAGACGCCGGGGAGCCUCUCGACAAGCUAGUUGUAAGUGGAAAUGCAGGCAAAGAGCUUGCCAAAGUGGUAAAGCGAGAUAUUUGGGGAACAGCAUUGGAAGCACUGCGAUAA